Molecule: messenger RNA, 2696 nt
Organism: Crotalus tigris (Tiger rattlesnake)
Lineage: Eukaryota; Metazoa; Chordata; Lepidosauria; Squamata; Viperidae
Gene: SCN3B
Product: sodium voltage-gated channel beta subunit 3
Exons: 6
Coding region: 844-1491 (215 amino acids)
Biological process (GO): sodium ion transport; ventricular cardiac muscle cell action potential; regulation of heart rate by cardiac conduction
Cellular component (GO): voltage-gated sodium channel complex
Molecular function (GO): sodium channel regulator activity
Source: RefSeq, a predicted model, not a curated record
GAUUCGAUUGGCUUGGCUUGGCUCGGAUUGGCUUGCUUUCCUCCCCAAUCUCUUCUCCUCGCCAACCACAUUACUUCCCAGAACAACCUGCUGGUAGAGUAACGGUUUCCAUCUCACUCUCGCUGGUGCAGGUUUCCUAGAAAGCCCCGCUUCCCCACCCAGCAGGAGAAAGGCGCGCAGGCGACGGGCAACCAGGCGCAUCCGAGUUUGCGCGCGGCGCGCAGCAGCCGUUUCGCCCCUGCGCUGGCAAGGCAAGGGAGCCGCGGGUUCAGCGGUGGGGGCGUGCCUGCUUUUGCCAAGGACAAAUCUGCGCAUGCUUCUACGGGGCGGGGGCUUCCUCUACCCCCCACCCCACCCUCCAGUAGGCUGCUCCGGUCCAACCUCUCCGCGCUCGUCUUCGCGCAGCGCCAGGCGUCGGAGGUCGGACCGAGCGGCGCGCUGGAGCAGCGAAGGGCGCUGAGCCCCUUCCCGCAACGAGAAAAGCCGAGCCGCCUCCCCCGGGGAAAGGGAUCGGGGCUUCGUGCCCAUCAGGCGCGGCGCCGGAGCCCUGGAGGAACGGCUGCUGCCCAGUUGGACCCGGAGGCGCCCGCGCCCUCGCCCGCGGAGGGAGUCUCGCAGGUGGCGCUCUCCGUGGUGCUGAAUCGCGCCCCGUCACCGGCGGCCGGGGUUGCGAGCGCCCCUACGGCUCUCUAAAGGCGCCGGGCUCCUAGCUAAUCCGCUCUUCCCCGGGUCGAACCCGGCGCUGCCUCACGAAGCCAGCCCAGCCCAGCCCUACCCAGACUGCCUUGGCUCUCCCGUUGAGCAGCCCCCCGGAGGAACCCGUCGCCCAGUUCCGUGGGAAUCAUGGCUGCGCUGACAAAGGUUGCCUACGCCUCGACUCUGCUGGCGGCGCUUUGGGUCGGCAUUUGUUCUUCCGUUUGCGUCGAGGUCCCUUCGGAGACAGAGGCCGUGCAAGGAUCGCGCAUGAAACUCCUGUGCAUUUCCUGUAUGAAGCGGGAAGAGGUUUCUGCUAACACCUUGGUGAAAUGGUUCUACAAGCCCGAAGGAGGGCAAGAUGUAGCCAUCUACGAAUACAACAAUGAGAAACGGGAACUUGAAAGUCCUUUCCAGGGGCGGCUGGAGUGGAACGGAAGUGCAGAUAUGCAGGACGUUUCCAUAUCAGUUCUCAACAUCUCUCUGAACGAUUCAGGGAUCUACACCUGCAAUGUCACCCGGGAAUUCCUCUUUGAGACCCACCACCCCAUCUUCACCAGCUCGACACUGAUUCAUCUCACAGUGGUGGAGGAUGCUGGAAAAGAUGUAACCUCUUUCAUCUCUGCAAUAAUGAUGUAUAUUCUCUUGGUCUUCCUCACAUUGUGGCUCCUGAUUGAGAUGAUUUACUGCUACCGAAAAGUCUCCAAAGCAGAGGAGACCGCCCAGGAAAAUGCUACCAACUACCUCGCCAUCCCGUCGGAAAAUAAAGAAAACUGUGCUAUACCUGUGGAGGAGUAGGAGAUGAAUUUGCACCAGAGUGCCGUUUGCAACAAAGGAGCCCUGCAGACUCCAGGACUAAGAAAUCACUGCAGCCGGAUUGAAAGGAAUCUCAUUCCACGAGGUGGAAUCAUGAGGCUGUCUAGAUUUAUUUCCUCCUCCAGGGAGACAUCGGUGGCUUCCAUCUUGAGCUUAGCAACCGGUUGACUAACUGCCUUCCUUUGAGACAAACUGAGACAGACCAAGAGGUCAGGAUGGCACCGUUCAUCCCAUCGUUGUCCCAGUUUUGUAAAUACUAACUGCAUCUCUCCCUAAAGUAGAUUUUCAUUGAGGUCUUUGCCAUCUCAGCUGCACCAGGACAUUCUCCACCCUGAACCUUCAUCUGUCUUCAGUCUGGAAUUAAUUUAGAGUCCCAGUGUCCCUGUCCCAAUGUGGGGCAGUCAGGCAAAGCUAAGAAUCAAAAAGUUUGAGCUCAUUGUAAACCUACAAGAGAGAAGCAGGAGAAGAACUCAGGAAGCUGGAAAUGUUGUGGAGAUGACCACAGUAGCCUUGAAACUAUCACCAUCUAGGCAUUAGUUGGAGCAGAAAGCUUCCAGUGAUUGCAUAAUUUUGUUAAUUUCCUCCUUGACAUGGGCCAAGGUCAAUCCAAUGCUUGUCCUGAGUGAAUUCCAAGUAUGAAGAAUAAGUUCCUGAUCAUGCAAGUGAUAGGUUUAGGCAAAUCUCCAGAGCAAGCUUUUGAAAUGAUGGUAGCAAAAGCUGACAGAAGAAAGUUCUUCACCGAACACUGAUAUCUGAAGCAGGCAAGUGGUCACCCUUUGGUGCUUGGGAGGGUCACCACCGUGGCCAAGCAGCCAGAUUAGAAGAACGCAAACAAAGUGCAAUCUUAGUCAACCUUGGCUUUGUUGAAAGUAUAGCAAGGCUGGUGUUCCAUUGUCCGGAAAUAAUUCAGAAUUUAUGUUUCCUUAUUGGCCAGUUUUGGAUGAGGGAAAUAGCAAGUAGAACUAUACUAAUAUGGAUUCCCAUCACACACCAGUAGCAGAUAAAUUUAAGUUUUACAAUCUUCUCCUCGUUAACCUUUCUAAAAGGAAUUAGCAACCUGGGGCCUUCUCUCAAAGGUGCUUUUAUUUUAAAGGCAAGUGGACUUCCUGAUUUUUCUUUAAGACGUUUGUGCUUCUCAUCCAAGAAGCUUCUUCAGUUCUAGCAGUCAGAACUGAAGAAGCUUUUUG